GGCAUUUUCUCCCCUCCUUAGAUUGCAGAAGCUUUUUUUUUUGCCUCCAUAGUAUUUUGGUUUUUGGGUCAAGAAAUUCGCGAGGGUGUGGGGGAAUUCGAGGCGAGGGUUUGCAAAAAUCAGGGGAAUUUGGUGGCCCCUUCCGCGGUGAUCGAUAAUUUUACGCUUUAUUCGCGAGGAUUUUUAGGGUUUAUCUUGGGGUUUUCGUUUUCCCCGCCGUAUUUCGUAGAGGAAAUUCGUCCUUGUGGAAAUUUCUUUUUUUAUUUGGGUUUUCUUCCGUGCUACUGUGAAAUUGGGAAUCUUGUCAGAGAAAGGAAGAAGGAAAAGCGAAAACAGGGGGGAUUUUGUACCUCGAGCUUGUUCUUCUGGUGCUCACUUGCGAGUCGGCGAAUCUUGCGGGUGCUUGGCUGCGGCGGGAUCGAAAGGAGGAACCUUUUCUUGGUUGCUCUGCUCGUGCUGUGUGCUUGCGAGGCGGAGCCAUGUCGUCGGCGGCCGAAGCGGCGUACGGCGGUGGCGUGCAGAAGGGGGCGCUGCAGCAGCACCAGCCCGGCCCCGGCGCGCUCCUCUACCCCCACAACGGCGUCGCCGUCUACAGGAAACCCGCCAUUCCGCCGUUCUACCAGCAGCCCGCGGCCAGCAAUGCCGCCGCGCCGACGGCGCCCACCCGCUCCUCCGCCAGUGCUGAGCCUCUCAAGCGCAAGCGCGGACGCCCGCGCAAGUAUGGCCCCGCGGACGGCGCCCAGCCGCUGGCUGUCGUGUCCCCGUCCCAGCCAGCUCCUGCCCCAGCUGAUGUUGGCACCAACUCUGGCGCGUCACCCAUGCUUCCUCCCGGCUUCUCUCCGAGCCCGCAGGGUGGGGGUGUGGUGAGUCCCCGAGCAUCUCCGGCGGCGGCGCCGCCGCUUUCUGUGUCAAAUGCUUCACCGGCCAAGAAGAGGGGCCGGCCGCUAGGCUCCACUAACAAGAAGCCGCAGCCGCAGGCGGCAGCGCCAGGACCAGGUUGGGCCGGAUUGAAACCUCAUGUUUUCACAGUCCAAGCUGGAGAGGAUAUAGCGUCAAGAGCCAUGUCAUUUUCUGGGAACGGAUGGGCAGUUUGUAUCCUCACAGCUAAUGGCGCUGUAUCCAAUGUGACCCUGCGUCAAGGUGAUUCUUCUGGUGGAACAGUAACUUAUGAGGGCCGUUUUGAGAUUCUCUCUUUGGCUGGCUCAUAUCUGCUGUCAGAAAGUGCUGGGAUGAGCAGUCGAACAGGUGGACUUAGUGUCUCUCUUUCUGGUCCUGAUGGGCGUGUUUUAGGUGGUGCCGUAGCAGGACCUCUAACUGCAGCUUCGCCAGUUCAGGUGGUCAUUGGGAGCUUUCUGGCUGAUGGGAAAUUGGAGCUUGAUCCUGGAUCAUCACCUGACAAAACUGUUUUCGGUGGGUUUCCUACUGCCAGCAGUCCAUCAUCGAGGGGUAAUGAAUCCUCUGGUGGGCAUGGAAGCCCGCCGAAUCCUGCUGCCUCAUUCAAUACGGGCAGCCAACCAAGCUUUCCUAACUACCCUACAUGGAAAUGAGCUUUACCUGAAUCUUACUGUCCGCCUGCCCCAGCUGUGGGGACUAGACUUAAAUUGCUGUUUUAGGUACUCCUGAAGGAACUGGUGGUUUUCAGGCUUCAAUGUAGAUUGUUGUCUUGUAAUGUGCCAUUUGGUUAGGUUUAUGCUUAUCGAUCCUUUUUCGGUACUUCUAACUGGUUACAAUGAAGUUUUAGCUUGUUGCUUCGCAUGAUAUGCUACAACGUAGAGGUACACAAGGUGAUCGUAACUUAAUGUUAAUUGGAUGGGUUAUUUAUCAAA
Panicum hallii is the source of this 1826-nucleotide messenger RNA. RefSeq names its product AT-hook motif nuclear-localized protein 10-like. Gene Ontology annotation, molecular function: minor groove of adenine-thymine-rich DNA binding. The record is from RefSeq and is a predicted model, not a curated record. Bases 480 to 1547 code for a protein of 355 amino acids. Lineage: Eukaryota; Viridiplantae; Streptophyta; Magnoliopsida; Poales; Poaceae. The transcript has 6 exons.